AGCAAGUUAGCAUCCCCGACCAUGAGCUCACUAAGCUACUCCACCCAUGAGGAGGUCUGCUGGACGGAGAAAGAAACUCUGGUGAAAGAGGAGGAGGAAGAGAAAUAUGUUACAAUACAAAAACUAGUGGAGGGUGAGACUGUUACCGUGAAAGAAGAAGAGAAAGACGUUUCAGUGAAAGAAGAGGAAGACUCGUUCAGAGUGAAAGAGGAGGAGGAUGUUACAGUGAAAGAGGAGGAUGUAACUGAAGAGAUACAGAAUGCCGUUUUUGGAAUGAAGAAGGAUGAGGGGGAGGUGACUGCUACUGUGAAGGAAGAGGAGGAGGACUAUGCCCUUUUUGGAAUGAAGGAGGGGGAGGUGACUGCUACUGUGAAGGAAGAGGAAGAAGCUUUCAGUGUAAAAGAGGAGGAGGAUGUUACUCUGAAGGAGGAGAAUGCCGUUUUUGGAAUGAAGGAGGGGGAGGUGACUGCUACUGUGAAGGAAGAGGAAGAAGCGUUCAGUGUAAAAGAGGAGGAGGAUGUUACUCUGAAGGAGGAGAAUGCCGUUUUUGGAAUGAAGGAGGGGGAGGUGACUGCUACUGUGAAGGAAGAGGAAGAAGCGUUCAGUGUAAAAGAGGAGGAGGAUGUUACUCUGAAGGAGGAGAAAGAGGAGAAUGCCGUUUUUGGAAUGAAGGAGGAGGGGGAGAUUACUGUCUCUUUGGAAGAGGAGGAGAAAGAAGAAGAAGAGACGACAGGAGAUCUGAUUAACGACGGAGAGAGACCAGACUCUCCAUCUGACAGCAGAGAGAGUCCUUCAGGGGAACCAGACCCUGAGACCCCAGCGAUGCAACACCACUGCUCCCAGUGUAAUAUGAGUUUUAAGUGGUUAUGGAAGCUGAAAGAGCAUGAAAGGAAACACACUGGAGAAAAGCCCUUCCAAUGCUCCCAGUGUGGAAAUAGAUUCUCACGAUCACAUGACCUAAAAUCACAUGAGAGGACACACACAGGGGAAAAACCUCACAAUUGCUCACAGUGUGGAAAGCUUUUUUCCCAUUUAGGGAACCUGAACAAACAUAAGAGAAUACACUCUGGAGAGAAGCCUUACCCCUGUUCCCAUUGUGGAAAGAAUUUUAGGUUGUCAGGUAACCUGAAAACGCAUGAGAGGACACACACAGGGGAGAAACCUUACCAUUGCUCCCUGUGUGGCAAGGAUUUUACCAAGUUGGGGAACCUGAAAGAUCACGAGAAGAAACACACAGGAGAAAAGCCUUACCACUGCUCCAAUUGUGGAAAGAGAUUUUCAACGUCAUCAGACUUAAAAAAGCAUGAGAUGACGCACACCGGGGAGAAAUCUUACCAUUGCUCUCAGUGUGGAAAUAGUUUCUUACGAUCACAUGACCUGAGAUCACAUGAGCGGACACACACAGGGGAAAAACCACACAGUUGUUCCCAGUGUGGAAAGUGUUUUUUGCAUUUAGGGAACCUGAACAAACAUAAGAAAAUACACUCUGGAGAGAAGCCUUACCCCUGUUCCCAUUGUGGAAAAUUCUUUAGGUCGUUAGAUAACAUGAGGGAGCAUGAGAAGACACACGCCGGGAAGAAGCUUUACCAUUGCGCCUUGUGCGGAAAGAGAUAUUCACGAUCACAUGACCUAAAAUCACAUAAAAGGAAACACACGGGGGAAGGAAACACAAAGGGGAAAAACCACACAGUUGGUCCCAGUGUGGAAAGAAUCACACACAGUUAGAGAACCAUUCCCGUUGUGUGGAACUAUAUUUUCCCGAUCACAUCACCUAAAUUCACAUAAAAGGAAACACACAGGGGAAAAACCACACAGUUGGUCCCGGUGUGGAAAGAAUCACACACAGUUAGAGAACCGUUCCCAUUGUGUGGAACUAUAUUUUCCCGAUCACAUGACCUAAAUUCACAUCAAAUCUAACCAAGCUAUAUUUAUUCAGCACAUUUCAGACAUGGAGUGGAACACAAUGGGCUUCACAGGAAAAAACUAUGAAAACAAAAACUGAAAUAUUUACUACACAAGAAACAUAAGAGGAUAUAAAAAAACUAAAGAUUAACAAUAUAAACAUUUGUGCCCAGCUGUGGAUAAAACACUGCUAGCAUUUGUCUGCUCUAUUUUCAUGAUGGCUAGCAGCUAAUUGCUACUUAACACUGCUAGCAUUUGUCUGCUCCAUUUUCACGAUGGCUAGCAGCUAAUUGCUACUUAACACUGCUAGCAUUUGUCUGCUCCAUUUUCACGAUGGCUAGCAGCUAAUUGCUACUUAACACUGCUAGCAUUUGUCUGCUCCAUUUUCAAGAUGGCUAGCAGCUAAUUGCUACUUAACACUGCUAGCAUUUGUCUGCUCCAUUUUCACGAUGGCUAGCAGCUAAUUGCUACUUAACACUGCUAGCAUUUGUCUGCUCCAUUUUCACGAUGGCUAGCAGCUAAUUGCUACUUAACACUGCUAGCAUUUGUCUGCUCCAUUUUCACGAUGGCUAGCAGCUAAUUGCUACUUAACACUGCUAGCAUUUUCUGCUCCAUUUUCAUGAUGGCUAGCAGCUAAUUGCUACUUAACACUGCUAGCAUUUGUCUGCUCCAUUUUCACGAUGGCUAGCAGCUAAUUGCUACUUAACACUGCUAGCAUUUUCUGCUCCAUUUUCAUGAUGGCUAGCAGCUAAUUGCUACUUAACACUGCUAGCAUUUGUAACCAGUAGCAAUGUUUUUUUUUGUUUGUUUUUGUUUUCUUGUGGAAUAUUACAACAUACAAUCUACCUGCAGCGAAGCCGUUCAACAUUUACAUUACAUUCAGCCAUCUAGCAGACUCCCGUCCAGAGUGACCCACAGGAGCAACCAGGCUCAAGCGUCCCGCCCAUAGGGAUGUCGACAGAUCUUCCAACAAGUCAAAUCGAGGACUCAAACCAUUUAUAUAUAUAUAUAUAUUUUGUGAAAUGAAUACCAAGUAUGUCUACUUCACCAUCAGCCCAUUUUACAGGUAAACUACAGGAUCAUGUAAAAGCUGUUUUUUUGGUAAAGGUCCAAUACGCAAUAUUGUAGACUUGUCAUAAAAGUUAUCUUCAAUGAGACAGUGAGACAGCUUGAGGACUUAAUAUAAAACUUGAGUCAUCGGCACCUUUUUGUUUUUUAAGCCUUGGAUUUCUAAUCGUCUAAUGUUGUUGUUAUGAUGUCAUGAUUUAUGAUGUUAGAAUGCUUUAAUGUUGUUGUUAUGAUGUCAUGAUUUAUGAUGUUAGAAUCCUCUAAUGUUGUUGUUAUGAUGUCAUGAUUUAUGAUGUUAGAGCCGAUUUUGACAUGUUGGUAUAAAAAACCGAACAUACAAGAGCUCCAUGUACGUGUGUGUAAAUAUAUGAAAUGUGAAUGUAUAUGGUGUAUUAGUAUUAGGUACCUUUUAUGAAAUAUAUGAAAUAUGAAUGUAUAUGGUGUAUUAGUAUUAGGUACCUUUUAUGAUUGACAUUUAUCUGAUUGAGAUAUAUUCCUUUAUUAGUAACUUUGUGUUUGGCUCCUCCCCCUCCCCUCUCGCCCAUUCAUUGUACUGUGGUAAGUGUGUUAGUGAUAGGAGUAAGGCAGGAAGUUGGGACUUCGGGGUGAGGGGUGAGGGGAGUCCUAGCUAGACGCGGGUGCGGUAUAGUCUUUUGACCAUUCAGACAUAUGAACAGGCCGUCUUAUGUAAUUUUCACAUCAAGUAAUCUAUGCUUUUAAGUUGAUUGGAGAAUCAUUUAUUUGUUAGAUAUAAGAAGAAUAAACCUUUUUGUUGCACCAUAUCCCUGGAUCUCAUUGGAUGUUUUUUGCCGGUUGGGAACUUUGAAUGUGGACUGUACGCAUCCGAAACAACCCUGCUUCAGGUUUGGGCAGUGGCUGUGGUCAAUAUGUAAGGAAGCCACUACAGUUGUUAUUUGAUCUGAUUUUAAUAGCUAGCAUUUAGAUGGCCGUAACGAAUAGAUGUGUUGACAGAGGACACCCUUGUUUAACUCUUGACAAUUCAACACUCUCUGAGAAGUAGCCACUGUUUACUAUUUCACAGCUGGGGUUGCUACACAUAACUUUUACCUAUUGAAUAAGAGGCCUUUUCAAAAUCCGCUAUAAAUACCAGGCCUGACUUCUUAGAUGUUUCAUGGUGCUCUAUUAUUUCUAGUAGUUGUCGUAUUUUAUCUCCAAUGUAUCGUCCAUGUUAAAAACCUGUCUUAUCAGGAUGAACAAUACCUGGUAAAACCCUUUUUUAAUUCGGAGUGCUAUGCUUUUCGCUAGUAUUUUUUGCAUCACAAUAUUGAUGUGUAAGAUGCCUCCAUUUUUUUUUUAGACAGACUGGGUCUUUGUAUUUGCCAUCUGGGUCUUGUUUUAAUAAUAGUGAAAUCAGACCUUCCUGCUGAGUACCUGACAGACUCCCAUUUCUAUAUGGGCUAGUUAAAACAAGCUAACAAUGGAGCUUUGAGUAUAUCAAAGAAGGCUUGAUAUACCUCUACCUGUAUGCCAUCAAGCUCUGGGGGUUUUCCACACUAAAAGGAUUUACUAGCCUCAAAAAAUUAUUCCUCUGUAAUUUGGCCCUCGCAAUGGUCUUUCUGUGCAUUUGUUAAUUUUCCAUUUUUUUUUUUUGAGGGAAAGAAUUCCUUACAGUAGUCAUCAUUCAGAGCAUGAGACGGAAAGGAACAUAUCUACUUAAAAUAUUUAGCUUCCUCUUUUAAAAUAUAAUUUGGAGAAUCAUAGAUGACUUUGUCUUUAAUAAGUUUCUGCCAAUUAUUUUUGUUAGGGUUGCUGUUACGGAUACAGGUAUCCUGUGUUCUUUUCUCUGUUGUCGUGGUUAUUUCGUUCACCCUUUUACUUUGUCACAAUAAUAAUUUGCAUGAGUUAUGUUACGGGUCUCAUUACCAUCCCACCCUAGACUGUCGGGCCAAAAGGGAUUCGUAACAGUUGCUGUGUUGGAGAUUCAGGAAGUGCAGAAUUUGGUGCAUUUGCUUUAUUUUUGUAAUAGAUUACAUUAGAUCGUUUUUGGAAUAAGUUCCUCAAGUUCUUUUUUGUUUUUUUUCUCUAACCUAUUUUGUAUCUCUGUAGUAUUGUCUUUAUUGCGGUCUACCUGAACUAUAGAUUCAUGUAUUUCCAUUGUUAGUCUUGUCUCUUUAGACAGAAACAACUUUU
Oncorhynchus kisutch (coho salmon) is the source of this 5121-nucleotide messenger RNA. Its product is annotated as zinc finger protein 568-like. The transcript has 2 exons. Gene Ontology annotation, molecular function: RNA polymerase II transcription regulatory region sequence-specific DNA binding; DNA-binding transcription factor activity, RNA polymerase II-specific. The record is from RefSeq and is a predicted model, not a curated record. Bases 22 to 1725 code for a protein of 567 amino acids. NCBI's taxonomy places the organism in Eukaryota, Metazoa, Chordata, Actinopteri, Salmoniformes, Salmonidae. Gene Ontology annotation, biological process: regulation of transcription by RNA polymerase II; embryo development. Gene Ontology annotation, cellular component: nucleus.